Molecule: messenger RNA, 4926 nt
Organism: Physcomitrium patens
Lineage: Eukaryota; Viridiplantae; Streptophyta; Bryopsida; Funariales; Funariaceae
Biological process (GO): cilium assembly; regulation of microtubule cytoskeleton organization
Cellular component (GO): centrosome
Molecular function (GO): gamma-tubulin binding
Source: RefSeq, a predicted model, not a curated record
GUUUGUUGUCUUGGGAAGAAAAUGCUGGAGUUGCACACCAAGAAAAUGGUGCCAUCCCUAUGUUCGCCGGACGCUCUUCGUACAUUGCCGCCGGCUUCGGUACUGCAAUUUCACUGUCCUUCAGGACGUUUCUUCGUCGUUUUCGUUUGUAUCUCAACAAUUCUGUGGUUCUUUAUCAACAAGUCUUUCGGAUAGAGGUGCCACCUUCUGUGCCGAAUGCAACGAAGGAUUUGAUUCGCCUUGUUUUGUGUGCAGCGAUCGUUUCGAGAUAGUUCCGAUUGAGCGAGAAUAUCUGAAUGAGUUAAUGUGGAAUUUUCGGAUUCUUACAAUCACGUGCUCUUGAGGAAGCUGUGAAUGGCUGAGGUUGAGUGAUUCUUUGUGAGCUGCGAAUGUUGCCGACAUUGAAACGUUCUGUUGCCAUGCUGUACUCCGGGGAUUUUUAGAUGAUAAUAUGUGGUUGCGGGAGUCCGGCAGAUGAGACCGUAUUUUUUUGUUUCAAAUGCCUAGAUGCGUUAAAUUUGGCAUGGCGUAUCCUUGACAUCUCGACUUCAUGAUGGAGGACCUAGCCUCAUUUAUCCAAACGUUGAGCGAGAAGUACGGUCUUUUGGACUUUGGAGGCAGCAAGGUCGACAGCACAGCAGCAAACCAUUUUGAACAAGAAAACUCGCCAACUACAGCUGUACGACAAGCUUCUAUCAACCAGGAAAACGGCGAUUGCUUAGAUGUGGAUACCAGCUGGGAGUGCUUGACAACGUUUCUUAACAAACUUGAACUCGAGCGUUCGAACAUGUAUGACUUCCCCAGAAAGAAGUUCCCAACAUCAAAACAGAAAGAGCCCAAUGAUCUACUGUUUGGUCAAGGUGCUGAAGAUGUCGAAGAAGAACAGACCUUGAACCAACCUGAGACAUUCUCCCCUGAUCGGGCCGCCAGCUUCGCGAAUACCCUGCAGACCUCGGAUCUAAUUCAAAAUGCCUCGUUCUUAGAUGAGCUGCAAAACCCAUCUCUCUCGGAGGAUUUGCAGAGUACUGGAAUGACGAAGGGCCGAGAUUCAUUUGACGAAAAUUACCACCACAGCUGGCAGUCGUCUCCCCUGCAGGAAUUCCUAGCGAUUGAUGGGGAGAAGGACGUGGAUGUUUUGGAAUUUGCGAAGGAGAUGAAACUAUCGAGCUGCAACGAGUUUCCGCAGAAAGAGGAUGCUGCAUGGCAUGCUUCCAACGCUUGGUUUCAAGAAUUCUGCUCAACAAGAAACAAUGUCAGUACAAGUUUGUCACAAAUUUCGGUCCGAGCGGAGACGAAAAUUGCUAACGAAGUGUGUUUAGAUCGAGGACUCUCGACCCAUGAUAUAGUGCUGUCAAAGGAAAUCUUGUUGUCGAGUGGGAGCUCGAGCUCACCGGCUGGAACAGAGAUUGAUGGCCAGGCGGAAGAUAGUCACUCAGCUGCAGCUUCUCAGUGUGGAGCCGGUACUGCCGCUGACAGAUCGAGAUGUAAUUCGCCUGAAGGUUAUGCAUCGGGCAUCGAGGGUAUUAAGCGGGGGAGGAAGAAAGCCGCUAUUGUGAGUGCUAGAGUUGAGAAAAUGCUAGAAGAGAGUGGCAGUCAGUAUGAGGGUGCAGCUCACAAGUCAGCGGAGAAUGCAUGUGGAAAUCCCAAAAAUAUGGUGAAAAGAGAAGACUUUAAUUCAGAGGAUGCUGGAAAAAUGUCAGAGUUCCGAUUUGGAAUGUCUGAAAAUGGAAACAGUGGAUCCCAGAAGCAAAGGACGACGGAAACGGACGAGGGGAGCAGCCAGCUGCUGACUCAGCUCAACAGGAGCAGGUCCCUCCUCAGUCCCUCGUUUCGACCCUCCUCAUGCAGAUCUCGAUCGUCAGCAUUGGAGAAAAGUGAAAGUAGAAGACAGGCGUUGCAAGCUGAAAGAUUCAGUGAGGAAGUGGGAGAAAGGUGUGGGGAAAACGGCGACCUUUAUCUUAGGCAGAUGGAUGGAGGUGGUAUCAAUGUGACGUCGCGCCAUUGCCUCGGGAGAGUUUCGCCGCCACAUCAGCAUGAGCUGCUGAAGGGUGCCUCGUCUAGGCGUGAGGGAAAUUUCGGGCCUGACGAUAGAGAUUCAGCAACACAAGAAGACGACCUAGGUCAAGGCAUCAAAAAGUCGUCUUCUUAUGAUUCAGGGCAAAGAAGACUGUCCUCAAAAAAUCACGCAGAAAUUGAUUAUCAGCCAAGUAAAGCGUCGUCUGUGGAUCAGGUUGAUGAAAACAGUCGAAGAGGAAAUUUAUUGCGGGAUCGUCCCCUAGGUCGUAAAAUACGAAUGCAUUUUCCAAAAUCGAAGCGAAUAUCAGACCCAUAUGAUACCAGGAAUUCGGGUGAGCAAGAUUUACCAGAGGAUCAGGAAGGAAUUCUGAACCACAUGGUGAAAUUGAAUCAAGAGAAGCAAGAUCGUAAUAGAGGAUCACUUGCAGUUUCUCCAAGACAUGAGAAAAUUCAUGAUUGUGAAGAAGUUGGACAUGGAGAGGAAUCUGAGAGAGGUCUUGCAAGGUGCAGCUUUAAACAUCCAGGCCAAAACCACCAAAACGAGGAGAGUAUGUGCACAAGAUCCAGGGACUGCUGCAAGGUCACAAGUUCUUGGGGACAAGAAUGGACUGAAGUAGAGGAGGAAAUAGUCGAGACUACUGAUCUAGCUCCAUGCAGGGCAUUUGUGGACCACACUAAAUGGGAAAAAGUCAACAAUCUAUUAUGCCAAAACGGGUUUUCAACCAUUCGUAGUUCAAAUAUCCCGACUUCUGACUUUGAAGAGGAUUGUUUCCGUGUUCUUUCGAAACUCGUGAAUUAUUAUGAGCGCCGAGAGCAGUUUGUUCAGGCGCUAUUGGAAGAAGGGGAUGGAUUGCGGCAAUCGGAGGAGCGCAGUUUAAUAAACAUCCAACAGUUGGAGAGUGAGAGGGACGAGAUUCAGCAAAAACUAAAAGUCAGUGAGCGUCGAGCGGAGGUUGCAGCUAAAGCUGCAGAGCGCAAUCACGCUCUGCUGCGACGAGAUUGCCAGAAAUUGGAAUCUUCCAAUGCCAACCUCAUGCAACGAUGCAGCCAGUUGGAACAUGCAUGUCGAGCAAAAGAGCGUACUCUGCAGAAAUUGCAAGACAAAAUGCGCGAAUCCAUGCUGAAGGAAGAUCGCCAUCGAAUCAAUGAUAAGGAGGUCUAUGAGAAGCUAAAGCAUAAGGUUGCAUCUGCUCAGCAUACAAAUGGUGAAGUUCUGGAGUCGAAUUUCUUGCAACGUGACUUGAAACCGGCCCAAAUUGUAGGUAUUUAUGAACGGCAGAAGGUGGCCUUGGAGACGGAGAUAUCGAACUUACGAGCAGAAAAUGCAAAGUUGUGUCGCGAGAUCUGUGAAAAAGAAAAUAUAAUUUUGCACAAGGUUCUGGGGACAAAGGAGACAAAGGAGGCGUUAGAAUUACUAAGUCGCAAACAACAAAUGCAGGUUGAUGAAAAGGACAAGGAAAUCCACCGCUUAGAGGAAGAGCUGAAAGAGCGUCCAACCAUGGAAGAAGUCGAAGAGACAAUUCGCUCUGCCACAUGCCAAGAGGAGAACUUGGGACAGCUUCAUGAUCGCGAUCAAGGGGAGAGCUACUUCGAGAAAAUCCUGGGGGAAAUCUGCAAACUUCUUGAACUUGACGAUCCAUCCUUCAUCGUUGAAACUUUGGAGAGUUUGUUGGUACUUGUCUCAGCGGUUCCACGAAUGGAGCAAUUCGUGACUGAUGUAUGCGACGUCGUUUUUUGCGACGGCCAAAACUGGUCUCAGCUCAGCAGCAACGAAGACUCUGGGGUUGAUAGGACACCUGAAGCUGUACCAGACAUACUAAAAUCCUGGCUUCAAAAGCUGGAAGAAUCAACGAAAUCCUCUGAAUCCUUCGAUCUACUGACAUUCAAAGAGAAUAUAAUUAGCAUGCUAUUGAAGAGGAGUGACGAAAAUUCAGAAUUGGACCCUGGGAUUGACAAUCGCGUCGUGAUCGGAUGUAUCAAGAACCUUAUCGAUGUAGAGAAAGAUUACCUCACCACCAAAUCAUCAUACAGCGAUGCAGACGCUAUUAUAAACUCGGAACCCCAGAAGCUACUGCACCGAGUUAUUGCUCAUUUUCAGAUGUUAUUUGAGGUUCCAAAAUUGGAAGGAGUCAUGGCAGUCAUGAAUACAGUGUAUAUCAAAUGCACAGAGUACCAUAACUUUGCCAUAGCAUUGAGCUCAAUGCUUGGUCUCGACAAGGAAGAAGGGCCUAACACGAUCAUCUCCGCAGUUAACUCCAUUUUGUCGCGAGAGGGGAUGUAAUCUUAAAACAUCACCCUUAGACAAAAACAGUGAAAGUCGACAAUCCCAAAUUACGAUGUUUAACAAAGCGAGAAAGUUUUUUUAAAAAGCCUGCACAGUAACUGUCCUGCGAUUUUUAUGUUGGAAUCCUUAAAAUGCAGUACGUGUACACGCAUUGCCGCCGUUCCCAGAGAAAGCGGAUGUUUUACCCAUCGUCACUGACACCGGGAAUCAAUUUUUGGCAAGGUAUGUCCCACACAAACGAUCCUCCUGACUUCCACUCUUCUCAUUACCUAGUGUACUUGAAAGUCUUUUUUCCUAACCAAUAAAUCUCUGCUUGAACGAAUCCGUGAUGAUCUGCACAAGCCUCACAAACAUGGUGCUUUGUUGUCUAGAGUUGCCUCUCUGCCACGAUGGUUACUCCAAAUGUUACUCAACUCUGAAUCUGAGUACCGAAUCAGGAUUCCCUUCUAAAAUAUUCUUUACGCGUGUAUUAUCUACAGCCACCCGUAGUAUUUCUGGAUUAUCUAUUGGAGUGAAACGUCGUGAACCUGAGAACUUUGUAAAAUAAAACUCAUCGUUUAUUGAUCGAUACACGCUAUUACAUGCAACAUGGAAGAAAAAAAAGUAAACAUCACAAAUUUGCAAUA